AUGAGAAAAAAUUGUAAAGCUGAUGCUGGUGAUGGCGUUGACGAUGCAAAUUUGGUAUUUGAAACUGCAAAUGCUGCAAUUUUGAAGCUGACGAAACAGCUCAAAUGGAUGGAAGAAGAUAUUCUGGCUGCUGAAUCUUCUUUGAGAACGGGGCCUCCAUCUACAUAUGCUGAUAAAGUGUUUGAAAAUGACAUAAACAUUGCUAUCAGGUUGACUGAAAAAGCUUACAAAGAUUGUUUGUUUAGGGAGGCACUUAAGAAUGGGUUUUACGACUUACAAGCUGCUCGAGAUGAGUAUAGAAUUUCCUGUGGCAGUGACGGAAAUAUGAACCAUGACUUGAUAUUGAACUUCAUGGAUGUGCAAACACGCCUCAUUGAACCAAUCUGUCCCCAGUUUGCAGAAUAUGUAUGGAGGAAACUUUUGAAGAAGGAAGGUUGUGUGGUGACAGCUGGCUGGCCUACAUCAAAUGAGCCAGAUUUGGUUCUCAAGAGUGCUAACAAAUAUUUGCAAGAUUCUAUAGUCUUAAUGAGAAAGCUUCUACAAAAACAGCUCUUGGGUUCCAGGAGGGCUGCUAAGAAAGGUGCUCAAGUAACAGCAGUGCCAGAGAGGAAUUUAAAAGGCCUAGUAUAUGUCAACGAGCAAUUUGAUGGAUGGAGAGCUCACUGCCUCAAUAUCAUGCAAAGAAAAUUUAACCAACAAACCUGUCGUUUUGCCCCUGAUGAAGAGAUACUUGCAGAACUAAAGGAGAUAUUACAGAAGGAGCGACCAGCAGAAACAUUUGAACAUGAACAGUGCAUGUCUUUCCUUAAGUUUAAGAUGGACAAGGCUAAAUCUAUUGGCGCUCAGGCCCUAAAUUUGAGGUUGCCUUUUGGAGAGAUUGAAGUCCCUCAGAGUAACAUGGACUUGAUCAAGCGGCAACUUGGUCUUGAAGUAUAUUCUGCAAGUGACCCUGAUGAUGUUUUAAAAUCUGGUCCACAUGCUUCACUGGUGGAUAAAACUCCUCCAUCUGCGGGCAAUCCAACCGCCAUCUUUGUGACCAGUAAGCGAGAAGAAAAGUUUUGAUGGAGAUUUUGAAGAAAUUUCAAAGUUACGUGAUCAAUCUGCAGAAGACAUAAUAACCAAGUUGGCUUUUGGUAUCUUUAAAGAGUGUGUUGACAUUGACUAGAAAAGUAGAAACUCCGUUCCAUUUUAACAUUUCUCUACUGUUAAACAUUUAACUAAUGUUUUGAUAGUGGUAUGAUACUUUUGAUACCCUUUUCGACCUGCUUUAGUACGGGUAUGAUGCUUUUGAAACCCUUUU
This is a messenger RNA of Camelina sativa (false flax), 1300 nucleotides long. Its product is annotated as leucine--tRNA ligase, cytoplasmic-like. Gene Ontology annotation, molecular function: ATP binding; leucine-tRNA ligase activity. The record is from RefSeq and is a predicted model, not a curated record. Gene Ontology annotation, biological process: leucyl-tRNA aminoacylation. Lineage: Eukaryota; Viridiplantae; Streptophyta; Magnoliopsida; Brassicales; Brassicaceae.